AUUCCAGGUCAACGUGAUUUUCCAUGUUGCAGCGACGGUACGUUUCGACGAGAAGCUGAAGAUGGCGGUGGCGAUCAACAUCCGCGCCCCCCAAGACAUCCUCAGGCUCGCCCGCCAGAUGCCCAACUUGAAGUCCAUGAUGCACGUCUCCACGGCCUUCUCCAACUGCAUCAACCACGUGGUGGAGGAGAGGAUCUACCCCGCUCCAUUCGGCUACAAGGAGCUGAUCCUGAUGACGGAGAAGCUGCCGGAUAAGGUCCUGGAGGACAUAACGCCCAGGAUUUUGGACAGUUACCCUAACACUUACGCCUACACAAAACAAGUAGCAGAAGACGUAGUGCGACAAGAAGGUUACGGCUUACCAGUUGGCAUCAUGAGACCCUCCAUAGUGGUGUCUACGUACAAAGACCCCCUACCGUCGUGGAUCAACAACAUGUACGGCGCUACUGGCGUGGCGGCGGGGGCCGGGGUGGGACUUCUAAGGGCUCUGCACUGCGAUCCCUACUGCAACGCCAACAUAGUCCCCGUGGACAUGUGCGUCAAUUCCUUGAUAGCGGCGGCUUGGGAGGUGUCCGCCACAUUCGAGAAAUCGAAAAAGGACCGGUGUGACUUUUCCCCACCGGUCUACCACUACGAAAGCAGCAACGAGAAGCCCAUCAACUGGAACGACUUCAUGGAGGCUUCGAGGAAAUACGGGAUGCUCAACCCCAGCGCCAGGGCCGUAUGGUACUACAGCUUCUCGCUGUACAAAUCGUACCUGUCGUACCUGUUCGCCAUCUUCUUCUUGCACGUGAUUCCCGCUCUUAUUGUAGAUGGCGCCCUACUUUGCAUGGGAAAAUCUCCACGAAUGACGAAGAUGUACACCAAAAUCCACAAGUUCUCCACAGUAAUCUCCUACUUCUCAACCAGGCAGUGGGUGUUCAGAUCCGGGAACGUUCAGAGACUCAUAGGGAAGAUGUCGGAGAAAGACAAGAAGAUAUUCUUCUGCGACUUGAAGGAUCUGGACUGGGAUAUUUUCUUCCAGACUUACUUGCGGGGUGUUAGGGUGUACCUUAUGCAGGAUCCCAUGGAUUCUCUGCCGGAAGCAAAGAAGAAAUGGAACAGGCUCUAUUGGGCCCACCAAACUACCAAGGCCGUAGCAGGAUUCCUGCUAUUCCGGAUAUUAUGGUCGUUGUUGUCCUUCCUUUAUCGUAUUAUUCUUUAAUUCUAGCUGUUGUGUUGUCCUUGUAAAUAUUCCUAACAUAAUUAUUAUUCAUAGGAUUUAAUAUAAUUUAGUAAUGAUAUAAUUUAUUUUAUCGAGUCUUAUGUUGUUUAAGUGAAAUGUAAUAAAUUAUUGUUUUUUUUAUA
Messenger RNA from Anoplophora glabripennis (Asian longhorned beetle), 1347 nucleotides. Its product is annotated as fatty acyl-CoA reductase wat-like. Bases 62 to 1204 code for a protein of 380 amino acids. Gene Ontology annotation, molecular function: alcohol-forming very long-chain fatty acyl-CoA reductase (NADP+) activity. Gene Ontology annotation, cellular component: peroxisome. Gene Ontology annotation, biological process: long-chain fatty-acyl-CoA metabolic process. The transcript has 6 exons. NCBI's taxonomy places the organism in Eukaryota, Metazoa, Arthropoda, Insecta, Coleoptera, Cerambycidae. The record is from RefSeq and is a predicted model, not a curated record.